GACACCUUGGCCGAUCAGACGACUUUCACAUGCGCACAGAGGUUCUAUGCAUUGAUGGCCAUGUGCAAACGUUUGUUCGGCCUGAGAAAUCAUCAGAGGUUCUACGGCCAUGUUUCUUCGGCCUUUUCCGAGCAGAGCGAUGGUGGAGUUGAUCAAUGGGUCUGGCUCGGCACGGUUCUGACCGAGCUUGCAGGAUGGAUGUCUUCGAAGAUGGUGCAAUGUUGGACGGUGCGCUUUGUUCCAGGUGUUCGGAUCUGAAGAAGGCCGAGGUCAAAGGUGCGUUUGGGAUUCGCCCGGAAGACUUGGAGGAUGAAGCGGAGCCUGCGGGCGGUUCCGAAGAUGAGCGGUCGGAGGCCGACUUGCAGUCCGAGGCGGGGGAGACCGCAGAGGAAGCUCGAGAGGGUAUCCAGAAGCUCCUCGAGGAGACUGGCAGGACUUUGCAGAGGGGUCGGACCCUGGCGAUGAAAGAGGCCAUCAGUGCUGCACGGCAGCAUGGAGUGGAGAGCAGUCUCAUCAAGGAGGCCCAGCAGCGCUUGGAGCAUCAUCAGCUCCGGCAGAAGCGUGCCGAGUGCGAAAAGGAGGUGUCGCUGUGGUUUGCCUCUGCUGCCCAAGACCUUGAGCAGUGCGGGAGGCUUUUGGAAGCAGCUGUGCAGAGUCAGUGCGCAGAAGAGAUCCAAGCGAAGCUGCGGAAGCGCUUGGAGGAGCUGAAGAUCACCAGGCCCCUGGCCCCCGACGAGCUGGACCAGGCCCAGCGCUACGUGACGGAAAGCUGCCAGGGCUUUGUCUCCGCAGCGCUUCUGGCAGAAGGUCGCAAGACGCUUUUCCUCGACCUGGACGAAGGGAACAAGAGUACGGCCACGUUGCACCUGAAUCCUUCGCUGCAGGUGCUCUCACUGAAGGUGCACAUCGACGAAGGCACAAAAAGCGCUUCCGCAGCACACAUGCAGCAGCUGGAGGAGACUUGGCUGAAGGACAUUGACUCCUUACCUGCCAAGGAUGAUGAGGUGAUCAGUCAGCAUCGAGGCUUCUUAGAGUUGGAGUGCCAGGUGAAUGGCCGCUCGAAGGUCUGGUGCUUCGUCGAAGCCUCGCUGCACGAGCGCGACCGGCUGCUGCAGGCGCUUCACGUGCUAAGUUGCGUUCCGGAACCUGAAGGUGCAGAGGAAUGGGAAGAGGAGGACUACGAGGCCUACGAGGAGGGCUGAAAUCACUGGCCCUUGCCUAGCUAGCCAUCCACGAGCGAUCUCGGAGGGAUGUUUCAACUGUGGAAGGCUUGGUGGACAUAGCUUGGAUUGGGAUUCGUCCAGCGCAUGAGCUUGGUGGCCUGGCAGAUGGGCGUGGAACUGGCCACUCCUGCGAGAGCGACCCGAGAUCUCCCGGAGUCGCCGCUUGUCCUGGGUCGAGCUGGCUGAGUGUGACCGGAUGAACUGCAGUGUGCCAUAGCUGCUAGCCAAGGAUGUGGCUUGCAACAGAUGACUGCGCCAGCCAUGCCACAGUCGCAGAGCCACAGAAGAUUGAGCAACCACGGUAGAUGCACUCGGGUAGCAUGCAGCCUCAAGAGGGGGUUUGCGCAACCACUGGGUCACGCAGCGGGUUUCCAUGUGGCAUUUGUGGUCACAGUUCGGCAACAGAACGCAGCAGCAGAUCCCGCCAAGAACGGCUUCAGCUUCCAGCAGCAGAUGGUCACCCGCAGCAUGUCACAACCCCUAAUGGAGUUGUGGCAGAGGGAGCUAGCCGGCAGAUCUCUGACUCACCAACAUGGGUACGUGGAUGGCAUGGUCACUGACUGCUUUCCUACGCUUUCCCUUACGAGGAUCGCUUCCCUUACGACGAGAACGGGUGUUCCAUACGUGACGGAUGUCGAUGUGAAGGGCACCAGGACGUCGACCGGACCACAUGCUGCCUUUGGGAGCAUGUGCGAGCCGUGGGCCCAUGGGGUGGUCGUUCUACCCGCCACCGCGAUCCGCCCUGGGGCCAGGUGCGAGCCGUCUUUUCUUUGUUCAUACCGGAGGAGGUAUGAGCUUCCGGUCAAACGACCGGCACGUGGAUGGAACUCAGGGUCCUGACCUUCGUUCCACUGCGACCGGAUGCUGCGCGGCGGCG
Molecule: messenger RNA, 2100 nt
Organism: Durusdinium trenchii
Lineage: Eukaryota; Dinophyceae; Suessiales; Symbiodiniaceae
Source: the annotation of a GenBank genome assembly